Homarus americanus (American lobster) is the source of this 2696-nucleotide messenger RNA. RefSeq names its product ubiquitin carboxyl-terminal hydrolase calypso-like. The record is from RefSeq and is a predicted model, not a curated record. Bases 101 to 1030 code for a protein of 309 amino acids. The transcript is spliced from 7 exons. Gene Ontology annotation, cellular component: cytoplasm. Gene Ontology annotation, biological process: protein deubiquitination; ubiquitin-dependent protein catabolic process. Gene Ontology annotation, molecular function: cysteine-type deubiquitinase activity. NCBI's taxonomy places the organism in Eukaryota, Metazoa, Arthropoda, Malacostraca, Decapoda, Nephropidae.
UGGGUUACAGGGCCAGCGGGUUGAGGCCGCCACCCUCACCCACCCGCCUCAGUGUAAACAAGACCUGUUGUGGAGGCGGCCCAGGACACCACACAGCUCCAUGUUAAUAUCCAUGCCAGUAGAUAUAAACAACCUUGCAGAUGGCUGGCUUGAACUCGAAAGUGAUCCAGGGUUGUUCACGCUGCUGCUGGAGGACAUGGGAGUGCGGGGAGUUCAGGUUGAGGAGAUAUACGACCUCCAGAAAUCUUUUGAAGGCAAAGUAUAUGGCUUCAUAUUUCUCUUCAGAUGGAUAGAAGAGAGAAGAUCCAGAAGAAAAGUCGUAGAGAAUCCAGACAAUUAUGUUCAAGAUGAAAAUGUUGUCAACAAUAUGUUUUUUGCCCAACAAAUGGUGCCCAACAGCUGUGCUACACAUUCUCUGGUGUCUGUUCUUCUCAAUUGCUCAACACUGGAUCUAGGGCCGACCCUUUCCCGCCUCAAAAUACACACAAUUGGAAUGAACCCAGAGAAUAAGGGUUGGGCGAUUGGUAAUACACCAGAGCUGGCAAACGCACACAACUCGCACGCAGCUCCUCAGGCUCGCCGGCGACCAGACAAAACUCCGGGAGUGCCCACCAGCAGUCGAAUGUCUAAUGCAGAAACUUUUCAUUUUGUAUCUUAUGUUCCUGUUAGUGGCCGACUCUUUGAACUAGAUGGCCUCAAGCCUUUUCCAAUUGAUCACGGUCCGUGGUCAGAGGGAGAAGACUGGACAGAAAAGUUUCGUCGUGUCAUAACUGAGAGGCUCGGUAUAGCAACAGGGGGAGAACCAUAUCACGACAUUCGGUUUAAUUUAAUGGCCGUAGUACCUGAUAAAAUAACAGCCUACAGAAGAAAACUUGUGGCAUUAAGAAGAAACAGAGAAACAAUUUUGGAGGCUCUUCAUCAGUUUGUUAGACAAAAAUACCCGCAGUACAUAGGAAAAGAGAAGCCGGCACCCAUCAACACAUCACGACCGGAAGAUGAUAUUGGUAAGAGAGGAAUGUAUGGAAUCUAACACAACAUUGCCAUUCCUUUAGUCACUUUUCAUAAACAUUUUUCUCCAUUUAUAGUAAGUAGAAUUUAUAAAACUUUCUUAUGACAUUAUUGCCUCCAUAUAUCUUUUCAUAUUGAAGUACAGUUUUGAGACCCAGUUGCAGAAAUGUUUGUUGUAUGUUAUGGUGAUUCAUCUGUAUCUGAGAUGUCACACAAAUCAUCUGCCUCUAUUGUACUGAUCUCCUCCAUCUUCAUGGUGUGGCUUGUAAUCACAAGCCAAGGUGUUUGGCCUGAAUUCUUUCCAAAACUCACCCUCUGGCAUAGAAUUGGGGGUGGCUUAUGUUUGUUAAAAUACAGUAUUCAUGAAUUGGUGAAUUUAUCCACGUCCUAAUUCACAGCUCAUCAACUUACAGUACAGGGGGCCCCCAACUUAGGAAUAGGUUCCGUUCCUGAGGAUGUUCAUAAGUCGGGGAUCCCCUGUAUUAAUGAAUUAGCCAGCUCAUCACCCUGCUCCCACAACACUACCCACCCACUAUACCACCUCUCCACCAUUAAUGAAUUAGCCAGCUCAUCACCCUGCUCCCACAACACUACCCACCCACUAUACCACCUCUCCACCAUUAAUGAAUUAGCCAGCUCAUCACCCUGCUCCCACAACACUACCCACCCACUCUACCACCUCUCCACCAUUAAUGAAUUAGCCAGCUCAUCACCCUGCUCCCACAACACUACCCACCCACUCUACCACCUCUCCACCAUUAAUGAAUUAGCCAGCUCAUCACCCUGCUCCCACAACACUACCCACCCACUAUACCACCUCUCCACCAUUAAUGAAUUAGCCAGCUCAUCACCCUGCUCCCACAACACUACCCAUCCACUAUACCACCUCUCCACCAUUAAUGAAUUAGCCAGCUCAUCACCCUGCUCCCACAACACUACCCACCCACUCUACCACCUCUCCACCAUUAAUGAAUUAGCCAGCUCAUCACCCUGCUCCCACAACACUACCCACCCACUCUACCACCUCUCCACCAUUAAUGAAUUAGCCAGCUCAUCACCCUGCUCCCACAACACUACCCACCCACUAUACCACCUCUCCACCAACUUGGAUGCACUCUGUGUUUCCUUCUCACUGAAGUUCUCAAACCACAAAUACAUCGUGGCUCACCUUGGCUUGCUGUCAUGAAGUUUGGAAUUCCUUUGCUUAUUUCUCUCCCUUAAUCAUACCCUCUAAGUGUAAAAUGCCUGGUGGGGAAGGUGUGUGUGAUGGAAAGAGGCAAAACAGGUGAUGAAUUUGAAUGAAAAAAUUAAUGUAGUUGGAAAGGCUGGCUACAGGUGUGAGUAAGUCUCCAGUGGACAGGCAUUUUGUUGUGUAAAAGUCCAUUAUCUAGAAGAGUGUCAUGGCAACUGUUUCCAUAACUGGCAAAGUUAUUACAGUCUUCCAGAACUUUUCUGUCUAAAAAGGAAAGGUCAUCUCCUAGCUUCAAGGAAACUAAGGACAAUUUAUUCCUUCUUUUCUGUGCCAAUGCCAAAGGAGACUGUGUGGUCAAGCACAUGCUUACUUGCUUCCCUACAGAACACUGUACAGGUACCAUUAUUCACCAACCUUGCAUCUUUCUAUCACUCUUCCUCUCACCUCUCUUACUAUGAUACUGUACAGUACUGGAGUUUAAAGUCAUAAUAUUUGG